UGACAGGGUUGAACAAGGGCUCCGGAGUCAGCAAAUCCAACAGACAGCAGGCACAGCCGCUGGGACAUCCGACUUGUAGCUCACAGACAGCUCUAGAUUCACCUUGAGGUUCCGAUUUGGCGAGAACAAAAUAACCAAGAACUUUGUCUGAGAAGACUCUUGGACCUGAAAUGGGCACCAGGUUGGUGUGGCUGUCCCUUGCUCUAUCAGUGGCGUUUUCGGCUGGGCAAGACACUGAGACUGGCGCCACAGAGGAUGACAUCCCCGAGGGUGCAUCCACCUUGGCAUUCGUCUUUGAUGUAACCGGCUCCAUGUAUGACGACUUGGUCCAGGUUAUCGAGGGAGCAUCCAAGAUUUUGGAAACAUCCCUGAGCAGACCGAAGAGACCUCUGUACAACUUUGCUCUGGUCCCUUUCCAUGACCCAGAGAUUGGACCUGUAACAAUCACAACGGACCCAAAGAAGUUCCAGUAUGAGCUGAGAGAGCUGUAUGUUCAGGGAGGUGGGGACUGUCCAGAGAUGAGCAUUGGUGCCAUUAAGAUCGCUUUGGAGAUCUCCUUGCCAGGGUCCUUUAUUUACGUCUUCACAGAUGCCCGUUCUAAAGAUUACAAAUUGACCCAUGAAGUCCUGCAGCUCAUUCAGCAGAAGCAAUCACAGGUGGUUUUUGUGCUGACGGGGGACUGUGAUGAUAGGACUCACGUUGGCUACAAGGCUUAUGAGGAGAUUGCCUCCACCAGCUCUGGGCAGGUCUUCCAUCUAGACAAGAAACAGGUCAAUGAGAUCCUCAAAUGGGUAGAGGAGGCGGUGCAAUCGUCCAAGGUCCACCUGCUGUCCACUGAUCACUUCAGUGGGGUCAGCAACACUUGGCAGAUACCCUUUGACCCCAGCCUCAAGGAAAUCACUGUGGCCCUCAGUGGCCUAGCACCUGACAUUGAGAUCAAAACCCCCCAAGGGAGGCUUGUGGGGAAGAGUGAUGGUCUGACUGAACUCUUGCACAUUCCAAACUCUGCCAAAGUUGUCAACAUCAAGGACCCACAGCCUGGGAUGUGGUCUGUCAAGACAUCCAGUGAAGGACGACACUCUGUCCGUAUCUCAGGUCUCAGCACCAUUGACUUCCGAGCUGGAUUUUCCAAAAAACCCACAUUGGACUUCAAAAUGACCUCCAGUAGGCCAGUUCAAGGUCAGCUAGAGCUCCUGUCAGUCACAGGUGUAGUGAUAAAAACAUUGCCAAUCCAGUUCUACCCUAAACGCCAGCCGUACAGCCUCUGGAACAUCACAGAGUUCAUCCCACCAAACGAGCCCUUCUUCCUGCGGGUGACCGGAUACGACCGUGAUGGUUUCCUGUUCCAGAGACUCUCCAGCGUUUCUUUCUCCAGUAUUAUACCUGGUGCUCCUAAGGUGCUGAUGCCAACCACAACUCAUGGUUACUAUCUGCAGAGAGGGACUGUUGGCUGUCAUGUAGACAGCCUGAUCCCCUUCACUCUACGCUUCGUCAGGGAUGGGAGGCAACUCGGGGUGGACCAGCUCUUCAGUGAGUCUGAUCAUGCAUUCUGGGAAAUAGCUCAGGUUACUCUGAAGGACGAGGGCUACUAUGAGUGUAUUGCCAUCAGCAGCGCUGGGACAGGAAGAGCCCGCACCUUUCUGGAUGUAUCAGAGCCACCUCCAGCCAUCACCAUCGAGGGUAACAUAACUGUCUCCCGUGGCUCCCAUGCUGUCCUCACCUGCCACGUUAUUAGCACUGUCAACUUCAACCUCACUUGGCUGAGAGGAGGUAACGAUGCCCGUCUGGACCCACGGGCGCGUGUCCUGACCAACCUCUCGUUACAGGUGUCCACUGUGACUCCUGAUCACUCGGGCUGGUAUGAGUGUGUUGCUAUGAAUGAAGGGGGCUCGACAGCAGAAAGAGUCUACCUUACUGUGCAAGAGACUCCCAGAGUUUCAGUAGAGCCUCAGGAUCAAACCUUCAUGACAGGAGAUGAAGUGAGGAUCAGGUGCUCAGCCAGUGGUUACCCUCCACCCCGCCUGGUCUGGACCCACAAUGGCAUGUUCAUCAUAGCAUCCAGCAGAUACAGGAUGACUCCUGACGGCACACUGGUUAUAAGAAACACGGAGAAGAAGGAUGGAGGGGUGUAUGGCUGUUUGGCUAGCAACCAGGCUGGAACAGACGCAAUGACCUCCAUCCUCACUUACACUGAAUCUCCUGUGGUGAUGGUGGCAUUAAGUGAGAUUCUCACUGGCAUUGGAGAAACCACAGUGAUGGCCUGUUCAGCAUCUGGAAUCCCACAGCCUGAAAUCCAGUGGUACAAAGGUGAUGCCCAGCUACAAGCAUCAUCCCUCUUGGAUAUAGACCCACUGAGAGGAACACUAACCAUCAGGGAGACCCAGAAUGUCGAUGCUGGAGAUUACACCUGUGUUGCUGUCAGUUCUGCUGGCACGUCGUCAGGAAAGAUAUCUCUCAGUGUAGGAUCUGCUCCCAAGUUCAUCCAAGAGCCAUCAGAUGUGGCAGCGGACAUUGGCUCCAAUGUGACCCUGCUGUGCCAUGUCGAAGGCUACCCUGAACCACAGGUCACCUGGAGAAGAGAGGAUGGAUUACCUCUUUUCAACAGUCCUCGUGCACAUAGCACUACUACACAGAGCAGGGGACAUCUACAUAUCACCAAGCUGUGGGUGGAGGAUGAGGCGGUGUAUGUCUGUGAGGCCCGAAACCACUUUGGCAGGAUCCAGACCCAGGCCAAGGUCACUGUGACAGGACUGGUCUCACCUGUCAUUGCGAUGAGUCCGACUGUGAUCAGUGUGAUCGAAGACCAGCAGCUGACUCUGCCCUGUGUGCUCUUGGCUGGAAAUCCACUGCCUGAAAGACAGUGGCUACACAACUAUGGUCUGGUAACCUCAGACCAGUACGUGACAGUGAGGAGGGAUGGCAGUCUGCAUAUUGAGAGAGUUCGGCUGGACGACACAGGCGACUACACCUGCUUGGCUGAGAAUGUCGCUGGGGCCACCAACCAUACCACCACUGUUGAUAUCUAUGUGAUUCCUACCAUUCAGCAUGGCCCUCAAGUGUUCACCACAAUUGAGGGAACACCUGUGUCUCUGCCCUGCCAUGCCAGUGGAAUACCACCCCCUGAGAUCACCUGGGCCAAGGGUGGGGAGCUGCUGUACUUGGGUGGUCCUGCUUUCUCGCUGGAUACUGACGGCAGCCUCCUCCUUACUUCCCCUUCUGGAAAUGAGACUGGCGAGUUCAUCUGCACAGCUACCAAUGCUGCUGGCUACACCUCCAGGAAGGUCCAGCUAACUGUCUAUGUCCGUCCUAGGUCAAAUGCUAGUGGUAUCGGCGUCUCAGGUGAGCCAGUGAGGAUGUCAGUGAUUGAGGGUGAGGAAGCCGUUUUGCCAUGUGAGGUCCACAGUGUCCCACCUCCCACCAUCAGCUGGGCCAAGGAGAGGCAGCUCAUCUCCCCUUUCUCUACAAGGCACACUCAGCUUUCCUCGGGGUCUAUGACGAUCUUAAAGACCAGAGUCUCAGACAGUGGACUAUAUGUGUGUGUUGCCUCCAACAUUGCUGGCAACCUAACACAGUUCAUUGAGCUGAGUGUUUUGGUGCCCUCUAGUAUACAGCCCGGCCCUAUGGUAAUGAAAGUACAGGUGGGUCACCCUGUCGGGCUUCCCUGUGUGGUGAGAGGGGUCCCGCUGCCAACAAUAGCCUGGACUAAAGAUAACAAAUCCUAUUCGGCGAUGCCUGAUGGCAGCCUGGCAUUGAGAAAUGUGGGACUGGAGGAUGAAGGAACCUACACGUGCACAGCAACUAACAUUGCAGGCAGAGAUGAGGCUCACAUUCAACUUCUAGUGCAAGUGCCCCCUGUGGUUGAGGUACUGGAGCCCCCUUUCAAUAGUCCCCUGCAGGAGAGAGUUGCAAACCAGCGCAUUGCCUUCCCAUGUCCUGCCAAAGGUUUUCCCAAGCCACUGAUUCGGUGGUUGCGUAAUGGCCAGGAGCUGACAGGUAAUGAGCCUGGUGUGUCCAUCCUGGAGGAUGGUACACUGCUGAUUCUGGCCUCUGUGUCCCCUAUGGACAAUGGAGAGUACAUCUGUGCUGCUGCCAACGAUGCUGGAUCCACUGAGAGGAAAUACCAGCUCAAAGUCAAUGUUCCCCCAGAUUUUCGUGACAGUGAUGCGCCAGGCAACGUGUCAGUGGUCCUGAGUCACGCCACAAACUUGGUGUGUGAUGUCACAGGAAGCCCGACUCCUGUGAUUACCUGGUUCAAGGAUGGGGCCCCUGUGGUUUCUAGUAAUAUUGUUCAGAUUCUUGAUAAGGGAAGAACCCUGAGACUAGUGAAGACAGCUACAGCAGAUGCAGGCAGCUACCGCUGUAAAGCCAUCAAUAUUGCUGGGAGCACAGAAAAAGAUUUUCUCCUGGAUGUACUGGUCCCACCAACAAUUGUAGGGCCAGGAUCUGCUCGAGAUGUUUUGGCUAUUCUCAAACAGGAGAUCAAUCUGGAGUGCAAGGUGCAAGGAGUGCCCUUUCCCACAAUCCAGUGGUACAAGGACAGGAAGUUGGUUUUUUUGGGCGAUCCCAAUCUGGAGGUCACCAACAGAGGUCAGGUUUUGAGGAUAAAAAGUGCCCGUCUUGGAGACCAGGCCCAUUAUCAGUGUACUGUCAUGAACACAGCUGGAAAAAAGUCCAAGGAUUUCAACGUCAGUGUCUAUGUGCCUCCUUCCAUCAAAGGUGGUAAUUUAACCACAGAGGUCACAGCUUUGCUGGACACUGCAGUAACACUGGAGUGUGAGGCACGCGGGGUGCCACUUCCCACCAUCACCUGGUACCGAGACGGUGCACCCAUUCUGUCCAACAGACAGGCUCAGUACAUAGAGCGAGGCCACUACCUGAAGAUCCUUCAUGUGCAUGCGUCAGAUGCUGGUCAGUACGCCUGCAAGGUGACCAGUGUGGCCGGGAGCGCUGAGAAGAGCUAUGAGCUGGAUGUUUACUUGCCUCCGACCAUUGCAGGGGGAGAUGACGGGCCAACUGAGAGGAAAGUGGUGCUUAAUAAGCCUCUGAUCCUGGAGUGUGAGGCUGGGGGGCACCCUCCCCCCUCUCUCACCUGGCUGAAGGACGGGGUUCCCCUGCAUGAUGGUGAAAGUGUCCGCGUGCUCGAGCAAGGAAAAAAAAUAGAAAUCCUCUCAGCCACAGUGUCAGACUCUGGACGAUAUGUCUGUGUGGCUAUAAGCAUUGCUGGGGAGAACGAGGUCAAAUAUGAUGUCAGAGUUUUAGUUCCUCCUUUCAUUGAUGGAGCUGACAGUGUGACAAACAGCACAGUGAUAAUCAACAGCCCUCUGGAGCUUGAAUGUCAUGCCACUGGCACACCCGCACCGGUCAUCACGUGGUUUAAAGAUGGAAAACCAGUCAGAAAGGGUGAAGGGUUGCGGUUUGCAGCUAGUGGUCGACAGCUGAUCGUGUCCCGCGCUCAGGUCACUGACACAGCUCGUUUUCAGUGUGUGGCCACUAAUGAAGCAGGGGACCACCAGAGGGACUUCAGUGUUGUUGUCCAUGUUCCUCCAUCCAUCCGUACCACUGGGUUCGCUGAACAUUCAGUGGUUCUUCAUGAGCCCAUCACUCUGGAGUGUAUCUCCAGUGGCAUCCCUCCUCCAAGCAUUACCUGGCUUAAGGCUGGCCGCCCUGUCGACACAACACAGGGGCGCCUUAAGCUGGAGUCUGAAGGCAGAACACUAAAGAUCACAGAGGCAAGACUAGAGGAUUCUGGACGAUACACCUGCCUGGCCACCAAUGCUGUUGGUGAAGCUCAACAAUACAUUCAGCUCAGUGUCCAUGAGCCUCCCAGUAUCCCCCACUCUGGAGAGAUCAUCAACCAGACUGUCCUGUCAGGCUUUCCCACUGAGCUUGAGUGCAAGGCCACAGGCGUCCCAUUGCCUGCUAUCACCUGGUACAAAGAUGGACAACCUCUGACUAGUGCAGCUGGGGUGACCAUGCUGAAGCGUGGCCAGGUGCUGGAGAUUGAACGGGCUCAACUGUCUGAUGCUGGGAUAUACAGAUGUGUAGCAGUCAACCUGGCUGGAGUAGCUGAGCUAUCCCACAGCCUGCAGGUGUUUGUGCCUCCUGUCAUCUCCAGUCGAGGUGGCACUGUAACAGUGGUGGUGAAUAAGGCUGCCAGGCUGGAGUGUGAGGCCAGAGGUGUUCCUCUGCCUAUCCUCACAUGGCUCAAAGAUGGCAGCCCUGUAGUGAGCGUUUCCCGUGGCUUACAGGUACAGUCUGGUGGCAGAGUGCUGUCUCUGAACAGUGCACAAGUUAGUGAUACAGGCAGGUACACCUGUGUGGCUGUCAAUGCUGGAGGGGAGCAACAAAGAGAGUAUGACCUGAGGGUUUACGUGCCACCUAACAUCAGGGGUGACGAGAUGAAUGCCACAGUGAUGCUCGGUCGUCCAGUGGAGCUGCACUGCCAGAGCGAUGCAAUCCCUCCACCUACUCUGACAUGGCGUAAAGAUGGCCGCCAACUCUUCAGGAAGCCUGGUCUGACUGUUUCAAUGAAUGGAAGUCUGCUCAAGGUCGAUAGUGCCCAAGUGCAGGAUUCAGGGAGGUAUACCUGUGAAGCCACCAAUGUUGCUGGCAAAACAGAGAAGAAUUAUAACCUCAAUGUUUGGGUUUCUCCCAGUAUCCGUGGCUCAGAGGCGGUGUCUCUUCUGACAGUUAUUGAAGGAGGUCUCAUCAUUCUGGUGUGUGAGUCCAGUGGCAUACCGCCUCCAAGCCUUACCUGGAGGAAGGAUGGUUCUGAGCUCAAGAUGGACCAGCGGCUUAGAGUUUUGUCAGGUGGUCGCCAGCUGCAGAUUUCUAGUGCUGAGAGGACAGAUGCAGCCUCCUAUACCUGCACAGCAUCCAGUGCAGCCGGCACCACUUCCAAAGUGUACAGCCUGCAUGUUUAUGUCCGCCCUUCCAUCAGACGUAGUGAGGGUGACGAUGAUGAUGUUACUGUGACAAAAGGAGGGGAUGUGACCCUACAGUGUGCUGCGGAGGGUGUGCCACGACCAGCGGUUACAUGGCUGAAAGAUGGUCGGCCUAUUACUGGCCAGCAUGAUGCCAAGGUCCUGAAUGAAGGGAGGCUGUUACAGAUCAAAGAUGCUAAGGUGUCAGACACAGGACGCUACACCUGCAUUGCUGUUAAUGUGGCAGGGCAGGCUGACAGCAAGCAUGACAUCAAUGUGCAUGUGCCACCAAGUAUAAUUGGUCAGGUAGACUUGCCUGAAAACGUGAGUGUUAUAGUGAAGAACCCAGUUUCCCUGAGCUGUGAGGCCUCUGGUAUCCCUCUUCCUACCAUCACCUGGCUGAAGGAUGACCAGCCGAUCAAAGCUACCAGUUCAGUGCGUGUCCUCUCAGGGGGACGAAGCCUGCGUCUAAUCCAAGCUGCAGUAGAGGAUGCUGGGAGGUACACCUGUAUUGUGUCUAACAGUGCUGGAGAGAAAAGGAAGAGCUUUCACCUUGACAUCCUUGUUCCACCCAGCAUUGUGGGUGAGGGAACCAUGCUGGAUACUAAAGUCAAAGAGAAACACAACAUCACUCUCACCUGUGAGGCAUCAGGUAACCCAGUACCAGAGAUCAAAUGGUUGAGGGAUGGACAGCUACUGGUCCCUGACAAACGGCAUCAAGUUUUGUCUCAUGGCCACUUCCUCUAUAUCUCUGGUGCCCAAGUUGCAGACACCGGCAGGUACAGCUGCCUGGCAUCUAACAGUGCAGGAGAUCGCAGCCGGCAUUUCAACCUCAAUGUCCUGGUUUCUCCCACCAUUGCCGGGUUGGGUCUUGACAGCUCUACAGAGGAGGUGACAGUAACUUUGAACAACCCCACCUCACUGGUGUGUGAAGUCCAAUCCUACCCUCCAGCUCUCAUCACCUGGCUCAAAGACGGCACUGUGUUUGAGUCCAGCCGCAGUGUCCGAGUGCUUCCAGGUGGGCAAACCUUGCAGAUUCUAAACGCUAAAGAAGAGGAUGCUGGAAGAUAUACCUGUGUGGCCACUAAUGAGGCGGGAGAGACACUGAAGCACUAUGAGGUCAAAGUUUAUGUUCCCCCACAGAUCAAUAAGAAUGAUAUCACCGGGGAAGGAGUGGCCCCCAAAGAGGUCAAGAUCAAAGUCAACAGCACAUUGACCCUGGAGUGUGCAGCUGAAGCCUUUCCUUCCCCAGCACUGCAGUGGUACAAGGACGGACAGAUCUUGCAAGCAGACGGCCAUGUUUCCAUUACAGCUAACGGUCGUAUUGUUCAGAUCAAGCACGCUCAGGUGUCAGACACUGGCCGCUACACCUGUGUAGCCACUAAUAUAGCUGGAGAGGAUGAGAAGGACUUUGAUGUAAAUAUACAAGUUCCACCCAAUUUCAAGCGGCCUGGUGGAGUUGGAGAUGCCAUGGCUUCCCCAGGCUUUGGAGGGGAUGUUCGGGAUGUGAUACUCAAUAAUCCCAUCUCUUUGUACUGUGAAACCAAUGCUGUCCCUCCUCCAACACUCACCUGGUACAAAGAUGAACAAUUACUGACCUCUACUGACAAGGUUCUGAUCUUACCAGGUGGGCAAGUGUUACAGAUACCCAGGGCUCAGGCUGAGGACGCAGGCAGAUACACAUGUGUGGCUGUCAAUGAAGCAGGAGAAGACUCCAUUCAGUACGAGGUUAGGGUGCUAUUGCCCCCAACCAUACGGGGAAUGGACAGUGACUUGCCUGAUGAGGUCAUGGUUCUGGUCAACAAAACUACUCAACUAGAGUGUCAUGUGGAUGGAAACCCAGCUCCUAAGAUAACCUGGUUUAAGGACAACCAGCAAAUCAUCUAUGAUGGUCAAUAUAAAGUCCUGUCCAAUGGGAGAAUGCUUCAGGUGUUGACAGCUCAGGUUUCUGAUACAGGGCGCUAUGUGUGCGUGGCUGACAGUGUGGCUGGAAGUGCAGAAAAAUCCUUCAAUCUCAAUGUUCAUGUGCCUCCCACUAUUAUUGGUCUGAGUCAUGAAAAUGUGACAGUGGUGGUGAACAACUUUGUGUCUGUCUCUUGUGAAGCUUCUGGCUUCCCUCCUCCCACGUUAAGCUGGCUAAAUGACAAGGGCCCCAUUCAGGGUAACCCCAAUGCACUCAUCAUGCCAGGUGGUCGCACAUUACAGAUUCUGAAAGCUAAAGUAUCUGAUGGAGGAAAGUACACCUGUGUGGCCAUGAACACAGCAGGAGAGGCUUACAAACACAUUUAUCUCUCUGUUUUCGUUCCUCCCAGUAUUCGGGACAGUUCUGGGGACUCUCCUGUGGUGGUGAAUGUGCUGGUAGGGAAGGCAGUAACUCUGGAGUGCGAGUCCAAUGCUGUACCUCCUCCCACCAUCACCUGGUACAGGAACAGCCGGGUGGUGUCAGAAUCAGCCAACCUGCUCAUCCUGGCAGAGGGACAGAUGCUCCAGAUCAAACGCUCAGAGGUAUCUGACACAGGACAGUACGUUUGCAAGGCCAGCAAUGUUGCUGGUCAGGUGGACAAGAACUUCCAUUUGAAUAUUCAUGUACCUCCCAGUAUUGAUGGCCCAGCAGAGGAGAGUGUGGUGGAAACCAUCAGUAACCCAGUCACUUUUGCCUGCGAUGCUACUGGUAUCCCUCCUCCCAGUCUCAGUUGGUUGAAAAAUGGACGACCAAUAGAGAAUACAGAGUCUCUGGAGAUGCACAUCCUCUCAGGGGGCAGCAAGCUUCAGAUUGCAUGGUCACAGCUCUCUGACAGUGGAACUUACAUGUGUGUGGCCUCCAAUGUGGAGGGCAAAGCACACAAGAGCUACCACCUCACUGUACAAGUCCCUCCCAGUAUCACAGGAUCGGAGCUACCCAUUGAGAUGGGAGUCCUGCUAAAUGAAAGCAUCCAGCUAGUCUGUCAAGCCCAGGGAACCCCGCCACCAACCAUCCAGUGGUUGAAGGAUGGAAAAGUCAUCAGCAAUACGGAGAACAAAGGACUCAGGAUCAGUCCAGAUGGAACCACACUUACUGUGAUGGGAGCUCAUACAAAUGACAGUGGCAAGUACACCUGUGUGGCCACCAACUCUGCAGGAGAGGAAGACAGGAUAUUCAAUCUAAAUGUGUAUGUGCCUCCUGUAAUAAAUGGUAACAGAGAGACUGCUGAGGAGCUGACCACAGUUCUGGACAGUCCUGUCAACAUUGAGUGCAUUGCUACAGGCUCUCCUCCUCCCCAGCUCAACUGGCUGAGAAAUGGCCUUCCCCUGCCAAUUUCCUCCCACAUUCGGCUCCUCUCUGCUGGACAGGUGCUUCGGAUUACACGAACCCAGGUAUCCGACAGUGGCACCUAUAACUGUGUUGCAUCAAACAGGGCUGGAGUGGACAGCAGACAUUAUAACCUACAGGUGCAUGUCCCUCCCAGUAUGGAUGGAGCUGGAAGCACAGAGGAUGUAACUGUAGUCAGAGGAAAUUUGGCUUCUCUGCUGUGUGAUGCUGAUGGGACCCCAACCCCUACUGUGUACUGGCUCAAAGAAGGAGUGACACUAAUUCCUGACCACCGCUUCAGAGUCCUCAACCUGAAUACCACUGUACAGAUCAUCCAGACCCAGGUCAAUGAUACAGGACGCUACACCUGCUUUGCUAACAACACUGCUGGUCAAACAAGUCGCCACUUCAACCUUAAAGUAUUGGAUCCGCCACGCAUCAAGGACUCAGAUAUUCCAGCAGAAGUAUCUGUGGUGGUUAAUAAUGUCCUGGAGCUUCAGUGUGAGGCUUCAGGUAUCCCUACACCCUCCCUGACCUGGCUGAAGGAUGGACGCCCGCUUCCACAGACAGACACUUCACGCCUCCGCAAGGGAGGGGAAGUGUUCCGUAUGGCCUCAGCACAGUUAGAAGACACAGGCAGAUACAGCUGCUUAGCCAUCAGUCCAGCAGGAGAUGAUGACAAACAGUUCCUGGUUCGAGUGCAUGUUCCCCCUAACAUUGCGGGAGACGGCACACCUCAAGAUGUCUCAGUGCUGCAGAACAGACAGGUAACUCUCGAGUGCAAGUCUGAUGCUGUUCCCCCUCCAACUCUGAGCUGGCUCAAAGAUGGCCAAGCACUGCAGGCCUCUGCUCGUGUCCGUGUGCUGUCCGGUGGCCGCUACUUACAGAUCAACAUGGCUGAGCUUAGCGACAAAGCUCAGUAUACCUGUGUGGCAAUUAACAUCGCUGGGAAGACCACACGACAGUUUAACCUGGCUGUCAAUGUGGCCCCAACAAUCAAGGACGGCUCCCAGACAGUGUCAGUAAACAUCAACAAGACAGCAGUGCUUGAGUGUAUCGUAAGUGGAGUACCACCACCUCGUGUCACCUGGAGGAAACAUGGUGCAGUAUUGGCAGGGCACAACCCCAGGUACACAUUUGCAGAGGAUGGGUCAUUACACAUUCACUCUGCCCAGGUGACUGACACAGGCCGUUAUCUGUGUAUAGCAACAAAUCAGGCUGGGACACAACACAAGAGAGUGGACCUGCAAGUAGAUGUCCCUCCUGCCAUCGCUGAAGGCCACACUAAUGUGACGGUUACAGUCAACGUUCAGACCACGCUGUCUUGCGAGGCCACCGGCAUACCCAAACCAUCUGUCAGCUGGACGAAAAAUGGCCGAGCCAUCAGUACUGACCAGAACCAGAAUAUGUACAGAUUACUAUCAUCGGGCUCCCUGGUAGUUAUAGCACCCACAGUGGAGGACACAGCAGUGUACAGGUGUGUGGCCUCAAAUGAAGCAGGGGAAGACUCCAGAUCCAUUAACCUCACUGUCCAUGUUCCUCCAUCUAUAGCAGAUGAACCCACAGAACUAAUUGUAACCAGGCUGUCCCCAGUGGUCAUUGCUUGUACUGCAUUUGGCGUCCCAGAACCCACAAUACAUUGGAGCAAAGACGGCAUGAAGCUCCUCAAAGAGGGGCAGGGAUACAGCGUCCUGAGCACAGGUCCAGUAGAGAUCACCUCAGCUGAGCUCAGUCAUGCUGGACAUUAUUCAUGCACAGCCAAGAAUGCUGCAGGCUCCACCCAGCGCCAUGUACAGCUAACAGUGCAGGAGCUUCCUGUGAUCCAUUCUCAUCCUUCCAUCCUGGAUGUGAUCCUGAAUAAUCCGGUCACUCUGCCCUGCAGGGCCACAGGUUCACCCAGACCCACCAUCACCUGGCAGAAAGAGGGUAUUAACAUACCCACCACAGGUGGUGGUUUCACAGUGUUGCCUAAUGGAAGCCUGCAGAUCGCCAAGGCUUCUGUUCCAGACUCUGGGAUAUACAUAUGUGUGGCUCAAAACCCUGCCGGCACUGCAUUAGGGAAGACGAAACUCAGAGUACAAGUCCCUCCUGUGAUCAGCUCAAAGACUCAGAAGUACCUGGCACCUGUGGACUCCUCUGUGAUGCUACAGUGCCAGGUUGACAGCUCCCCUCCUCCCUCAGUCACAUGGUAUAAAGAUGGACAGCCGCUGAGUGAAUCUGUACGCCAGCGAGUGCUCAGUUCAGGCUCCCUGCAGAUCGCCUUCAUCCAGCCAAGUGAUACUGGACGAUACACGUGCACUGCUGCCAAUGCAGCGGGGACUGUCAGCCUUGAGCUGACCCUUACUGUACAGAUUCCUCCCUCAAUUCGUGGUGGAGAGCAGGAAGUAACAGUGGUGGAAAACAGGCAGGCCUUGCUGGUGUGUGUAGCAGACGGGGUCCCUCAGCCCAGCCUGUCCUGGAAGAAGGAUGGCAAUCCUCUCAGUGAGAGCUCAGGGGAGUACACCAUCCUGCCCUCUGGGGAACUUGUUAUAGAUAUAGUCCAGCCUGGUGAUGCAGGCAGUUAUACAUGUGUUGCCACUAAUGCAGUUGGACAGGACAGUCGGACGGUGACCCUGUCUGUUCAUACCCACCCUGUCUUCACUGAGCUGCUCAGAGAUGUGGCCCUCAACAAGGGAGAGCGCCUCCUCCUGGCCUGUGGGGUCAGUGGGAUCCCCACACCCAGAAUCACAUGGUCCUUGAACAACAACAUUAUCCCAGUUCACUAUGACCAUAUGAAUGGCCACAGUGAACUAGUGAUAGAGAAAGUCAGCAAAGGCGACUCUGGCACGUACACCUGUGUGGCAGAAAACAGUGUAGGAACCAUCAGGUCACUGGGCUUUGUCUACGUUAAAGAGCCUCCUAUCAUUGAUGGGGACCUUCGCUCCAACUAUAUUGAACCUCUUGGCAGUAAUGCCAUCCUGAACUGUGAGGUUCAGGGAGAUCCCCUGCCAACCAUCCAGUGGAGCAAAAAUGGGAUAAACAUUCAGAUUAGCAACCGAAUCCGAAUCCUGGACAACGGCUCUCUAGCCAUCUAUGGCACAGUGAGUGAGGAUGCAGGCAACUACAUGUGUGUGGCAACAAAUGAUGCUGGGAUAGUGGAAAGGAGUAUCAUACUUUCCUUGCAUAGGGCACCCACCCUCACUGUGGAGCCAGUGGAAACAGUAGUGGAUGCUGGCACCACAGCUGUGCUCAAUUGUCAGGCAGAGGGUGAGCCCACCCCUGUGAUAGAGUGGUCUCGACAGGGGCGCCUGCUGCUGGGCACUGACCGCUUCUCUACCCAGUCCAAUGGUUCCCUCAGGAUCAGUAGUGCUCAGAAGGAGGACACGGCUGAAUAUGAAUGUGUGGCCAGAAACCUGCUUGGAUCAGUGCUGGUCAGGGCCAUGCUCACAGUACGAGUUCAUGGGGGCUUCUCAGACUGGGCAGAGUGGGGUCCCUGCAGUGUGUCCUGUGGUGCUGGGAUGCAGAAGAAGCUGAGGCAGUGUAACAAUCCUGUACCUGCCAAUGGUGGGCGUCACUGUGCUGGAUCAAACACAGAGACACGCGGUUGUCAGGGAAAACCUUGUCCAGUGGCUGGUAACUGGUCAGAGUGGUCGCUUUGGGAGGAGUGUUCCAGUACCUGUGGUCAGGGUAACAGAACCAGGAUCAGAACCUGCAGUAACCCUGCAGCUCAGCAUGGUGGAAGGCCGUGUGAGGGAAAGGCAGUGGAGGUCAUCAUGUGCAGUGUUAGACCCUGUCCAGUGGCAGGUAACUGGGGAUCUUGGCUAGCAUGGAGCCCAUGCAGUGAGACUUGUGGUAAGGGUAUGCAGUCCAGAAUCCGGCUUUGCAACAACCCUCCUCCAUCAUUUCAUGGGCUGCAGUGUGAGGGCACAGACACUCAGACACAGGUUUGCAAGGAGAGGCCUUGUCCUGUGGAUGGGAAGUGGUCAUCAUGGGUGAGCUGGGGAGCCUGCAGUGUUUCCUGUGGGGGCGGGACCAGACAGAGGACACGUCUUUGUGCCAGCCCUGCCCCUCAGCAUGGUGGGAGACAGUGUGAGGGCAACGAUAUGCACAUUGACUUCUGUAACAAUGAACCCUGUCCCAUCAGUGGUAACUGGGGUCCAUGGAGUAGCUGGGGCAGCUGCAGCAAGACUUGUAAUGGAGGUCAGAUGAGGCGUUACAGGACAUGUGACAACCCCAAACCCUCCAAUGGUGGAAGAGCAUGUGGAGGUGCAGAUACACAGAUACAGAGAUGUGGUACAGCCAUCUGCCCUGUUGAUGGUAGCUGGGGUUCAUGGCAGCCGUGGGGAGAGUGCUCUGCUUCCUGUGGAGGUGGAGAGAGGACACGUGUACGACUCUGCAACAGUCCAUCUCCUAAUAAUGGAGGUCGAGUAUGUCCAGGAGACACCUCACAGCUGUCCAGGUGUAACACUCAGGCCUGCCCAGGAGGGCCCAAGAGAGCACGAGGCACCAUCACAGGGAACAUCAACAAUAUUGAAUUUGGCAUCUCAGUCCUCAAUGCCACCAUCACAGACAACAAGUCUGGUGGUAGAAAUAUCAAGGCCACCAUUACUAAUGUGCCAAGGACAUUAGGUCCUGCAAUGAGGAAGCUCAUCUCCAUCCUGAACCCCAUCUACUGGACAACUGCACAAGAAGUAGGAGAGGCUGUCAAUGGCUACACGCUAACAGGGGGUGUAUUCAGGCGAGAUACACAGGUGGAGUUUGCUACAGGUGAAAUCCUGAGGAUGACUCACAUUGCCAGAGGCCUGGACACAGAUGGAGUGUUGUUACUGGACAUCGUAGUGAAUGGGCAUAUCCUACAGCUGUCCUCACAUGCUGACAUCAGCAUUAAGGACUACACAGAGGAUUACAUCCAGACAGGCCCAGGCCAGCUGUAUGCUCUGUCCACUCGUAUGUUCAGCAUUGACAGAGAGAGUGUGCCUUACUCCUGGAACCACACCAUCUCCUACGACCUGUCCAAGGGCAAGAUGCCCUACCUGGUAGAGAUGCUGCACGCCACAGCAAUCAGCGCUCACUACCACGCCUUGGAGGAGGUGUUGGAAUAUAGUAUCCAAGCCAGUAUCACCAAGGGUGAUCGCAGUAACCAGUGUCCUCAAGGAUUCACCUUGGUGUCUGCUGGGCCCUAUUGUGCAGAUGAGAAUGAAUGUGAGGUUGGGAACCCAUGUUCUCAUGCUUGUCACAACACCAUGGGCACCUAUUACUGUUCUUGUCCCAGAGGCCUCACCAUCUCAGCUGAUGGCAGGACCUGUCAGGACAUCAAUGAAUGUUCACUCAGUGGCAACAUGUGCCAUGAUGGACAGGACUGUGAGAACACCAUUGGCUCCUACCGAUGUGUCAUGCACUGUGGGCAUGGUUUCAGGAGAACAGCUGAUGGUCUCAGCUGCACAGAUGUAAAUGAGUGUCAGGAGUCCAAUCCAUGCACUCAACGUUGUCUCAACACCAUUGGUAGUUAUCGCUGCGCCUGUGAGCCAGGAUUUCAGCUCAAGAACCGACGCUGUAUUGAUAUCAAUGAGUGCAGACAGAGGGUUUGUCGUUCUGAUCAGCAGUGUAAGAACACACGGGGAGGUUACACCUGUAUUGACCUGUGUCCAAAUGGUAUGACCAAAGGUGCCAGUGGAACAUGUGUAGACAUCGAUGAGUGCAGAGAUGGCACCCAUCAGUGCAGAUACAACCAAAUCUGUGAGAAUACCAGAGGUAGCUACCACUGUACCUGUCCUCGUGGUUUCAAAUCUCAGGGAGCAGGACGGCCAUGUGUUGACAUAAAUGAGUGUGAGCGGGUUCCACAGCCCUGUGCCCACCAGUGCAUCAACACCCCUGGCAGCUUCAAGUGCACCUGCCCGCCAAGGCACCACCUGCUGGGGGAUGGCAAAUCGUGUGCUGGUCUGGAGCGUCUGCCCAGCUAUGAGAGCUACUCAUACGGCUACCGCACAUCUCAGUCCUCUCCUGAGCACAGCUCUUACCAACGGCUGUACCACAACUUGGCCUCUCAGAGCUACCACUCCUACACAACCACCACAAUGGGGAGCUACAGGAACCGUAGUCGUAGAGAGAUCCGCAUAUUUUCUUCACAGCAGGGCUUCCUCGCAUGUCAGCAAGGGUUUGAGUCCAGGGGUGGCCACUGUUUAGACAUUAAUGAGUGUGAGGUGAGGGAUGUCUGUCAGCAUGAGUGCAUGAACACAUUAGGGAGCCACAGGUGUCUCUGUCCUGCUGGUUACCGCCUCAUGACCAAUGGCAAGAUGUGUCAAGAUAUAGACGAGUGUCUGGAGCAGAACAUCCAGUGUGGAGCGAACCAGAUGUGCUUCAACAUGAGAGGAAGUUACCGGUGUAUUGACACACCCUGUCCACUAAACUACCAGAGGGAUCCAGCCACAGGAUUUUGCCUGAAGAACUGCCCACCAAAUGACCUGGAGUGUGCACUGAGCCCUUAUGCCCUGGAGUACAAGCUGCUGUCUCUUCCUUUUGGCAUUGCAGCCAAUCAGGACCUCAUCAGGCUGGUGGCCUACACACAGGACGGAGUGAUGCAUCCCAGGACCACAUUCCUAGUUGUUGAUGAGGACAUCACAUUACCAUUUGCACUGCGAGAUGAGAACCUGAAGGGGGUCCUGUUCACCACACGGGCACUACGAGAGCCCCACACAUACCGCAUGAAGGUCCGAGCCCUCUCCUACAGUGAAGAUGGAGGCAUCGAGUACCAGACGACUUUCAUUGUUUAUAUUGCAGUCUCUGCCUACCCCUACUGAGAGCACUUUAAAUAGUCUGAGACAAAGGUGCAGUGAAGAACUGAGUCCUCCACAUCACUGAGAGAGUGUUGUGGUGCGAGUGAGUGGAUGUGAUUGGGGAAAAGUAGCCACGUCAGUAAAGAGACUGAAUGAGACUGUAAAAGCUAUUGCAGGAACUGGCUAUUUAUUGGCUGUUAUCCCUGAAAAUUUCACUUCAGUCGAUCAAUUGAUAAUCUGACUUAUUAUUUUUCCUGCCACUUCAGAUUUAUUUAUAAAACCAAUAAAAUUUGCUUCACAAAGUUGAAGCAUCCACCACAGGAUCAGAAACUAGGUUUCAACCCUACUCAAGAAAUCCUAGCUAGCCUUUUAUAUACAUCUACCUAUUAUUAACUCAUUGGGAAGUGUUUGAAUAUGAAAAACAGGUAGUUCCCCCCUGUGUUUAACCUUUGGGUAAUCAGUUACCAAAGUGGAGAUGUGAAUGUUCAAAUUUGGUGCUCAUUUUGGCAAUGGAAAACUUGAAAAUAACCUAGCAAUUGUUACACUGAUUACAUAAUCAGUGUACCAUAAUGCUCCACUCAAUAGUUGAUACCAAGAUGUAUUUUAUUUUUAUGAUGUGUACAUAGGUUUUUUUCUCAAUGUAUUGCGUACUGUACUUAUCGUAUCCAUUUUGUAAUUAAAAUAAUAAAUGAA
Messenger RNA from Monopterus albus (swamp eel), 17657 nucleotides. It is a transcript of the gene hmcn1, whose product is annotated as hemicentin 1. Bases 171 to 16988 code for a protein of 5605 amino acids. NCBI's taxonomy places the organism in Eukaryota, Metazoa, Chordata, Actinopteri, Synbranchiformes, Synbranchidae. Gene Ontology annotation, cellular component: plasma membrane; axon; neuronal cell body. The transcript is spliced from 108 exons. The record is from RefSeq and is a predicted model, not a curated record. Gene Ontology annotation, biological process: homophilic cell-cell adhesion; synapse organization. Gene Ontology annotation, molecular function: calcium ion binding; axon guidance receptor activity.